This is a messenger RNA of Vigna umbellata (rice bean), 1710 nucleotides long. NCBI's taxonomy places the organism in Eukaryota, Viridiplantae, Streptophyta, Magnoliopsida, Fabales, Fabaceae. The record is from RefSeq and is a predicted model, not a curated record.
GUUUGAAACUGUUGAUCUUACUUCAAGGCUGCUUGUACCGAUAAUUGUCUUGCAAAAUCAUAAUCGAUACAACAUUAUGGAAAAGGGCCAUAAUUACAGUAUUGAUAUAGAAAGAAUUGAGGCAGAGGUGAAGAGUAUGCUUCAUGAUGGGCAAGAAUUAGUAAUUAUUGGGGGUGCACAUUCAUUACAUCGCCAUGAGAAGCUGGCAAUUGCUGUUUCAAAAGCUACACGUGGACAUUCCCUGCAGGAAACCAAGAAUGAUGGUCGUUUCCUUGUUCAUACCAAGACAUAUCUGGAUGGUGCUAUUUUAAAAGAAGAGAUGGAACGUUCUGCCGAUGUGCUUGCUGCUGGAUUGCUUGAAGUGGCUGACCCAUCUCUUUCAAGUAAAUAUUUCCUCCGCCAGAAUUGGAUGGAUGAAUCUGACGAGUCAACUGAUUCUAUUCUUAAGCAUAAGCCUCUUUGGGCUUCAUAUAACUCAAAAUAUGGCGGGAAAAGGAAAAAGAAAGUAAAGAAACAAGGGGAUCUACAACCAACAUAUGGAACUAGAGUAAUUCCUGUCUUUGUGCUAUCACUGGCGGAUGUGGAUCCAAACCUUAUGAUGGAGGAUGAAAGUAUGGUAUGGACAAGCAAUGAUGUUGUAAUUGUGCUUGAGCAUCAAAAUGAAAAGAUUCCCUUGAGCUACGUUUCAGAAACACAGAGAAGGCAUGCUCUUCCAUCUCAGGCACAACGUCAUAUAUUGGCUGGUCUUGCCUCAGUUGUAGGUGGUUUAAGUGCACCAUAUGAGAAGGCUUCUCAUGUACAUGAAAGACCUGUUGUAAAUUGGCUUUGGGCAGCUGGCUGCCAUCCAUUUGGACCAUUCUCUAAUACUUCUCACAUCAGUCAAAUGCUCCAAGAUGUUGCUUUGAGGAACUCGAUAUAUGCCCGUGUUGACUCUGUACUUCGUAAAAUUCGUGAUACAUCAGAGACUGUGCAAACUUUUGCAGCAGAGUAUCUGAAAACUCCACUUGGUGAACCAGUAAAAGGAAAGAAAGAAAAGUCCAGCACUGAUUUUUGGUUAGAGAAGUUCUACAAGAAAACUACUAAUUUGCCAGAACCCUUUCCACAUGAAUUAGUUGAUCGCUUAGAAAAAUAUCUUGAUGGCCUUGAGGAGCAGCUUGUUGAUAUGUCUUCUCUGUUAUAUGAUCAUCGGCUACAGGAUGCCUACUUAAACAGUUCAGAUAUUCUGCAGAGCACCAUGUUCACCCAACAAUAUGUUGAUCAUGUCUUGGCCAGCGAGAGGGAUAAUAUGAGAUGCUGCAAAAUUGAGUACAAAUAUCCCGUGCACUCGUCUCAAACUUAUAUCUAUGGGGGGAUACUUAUUGCUGGAUUCGUUGUGUACUUUGUUGUAAUUUUCUUCUCAAAUCCGGUACGCUGACUGAAGAUUUUGAAAUCAACAACCAAAAACUACCAAGGCAUAUCACAUUGGGUAGAACUUAUCUUUGCAAUACCAAAAUCAAAUAUCGGAUACGAUUUUGAAUUCAUAGCGAUAAAUGCAGGGCAAAAGACAUUGGCUAGAUUAUAUAUUUUGGUAGGUACUGGCAGGGGCUUCAGCUUUAGUUUCCUGAUAUUCCUGAAGCAGUAAUAGCUGAAGAAAUUUUCGUGUGCAUUAUUCAAUUCGUUGCAAACACCUGUGAUAACUGAAACCCUAAAUUUAAUGAAGAUUCGAAUGAA